Messenger RNA from Sphenostylis stenocarpa, 1314 nucleotides. NCBI's taxonomy places the organism in Eukaryota, Viridiplantae, Streptophyta, Magnoliopsida, Fabales, Fabaceae. The record is from the annotation of a GenBank genome assembly.
AUGAACCAGUUAGUUGAAAGCUCAACGAAUGCUCAAAGGGUCUCUAGAGUUCAAGCUCCACUGGUUGACUCUGUUUCUUGCUACUGUAAAGUAGAUUCAGGCCUGAAAACGGUUGCUGGGGCAAGGAAAUUUGUUCCUGGAUCAAAAUUAUGUAUCCAACCUGACAUAAACCCAAAUGCACAUAGGAGCAAAAACUCACGCAGAGAGAGGACAAGAGUUCAGCCUCCACUUCUUCCUGGUCUUCCUGAUGAUCUUGCUAUUGCAUGUUUGAUUCGUGUACCUCGGAUUGAGCAUGGUAAACUGCGUUUGGUUUGCAAGAGAUGGUAUCGCCUCCUGUCUGGAAAUUUCUUUUAUUCACUCAGGAGAAGUCUUGGAAUGGCUGAAGAAUGGGUUUAUGUCAUUAAAAGAGAUCGCGAUGGAAGAAUUUCAUUGCAUGCUUUUGAUCCCAUCUACCAACUGUGGCAAUCUCUUCCUCCUGUUCCUGGGGAAUAUUCUGAAGCAUUGGGAUUUGGAUGUGCAGUUCUCAGUGGUUGUCACCUGUACUUAUUUGGUGGAAAAGAUCCUCUGAAAGGAUCUAUGAGACGUGUUAUUUUCUACAACGCUCGUACUAAUAAGUGGCAUAGAGCACCAGAUAUGCUGCGGAAACGUCAUUUGUUUGGUUUUUGUGUAAUAAAUAACUGUCUCUAUGUUGCUGGUGGGGAAUGUGAAGGAAUCCAAAGAACACUUCGAUCUGCUGAAGUUUAUGAUCCCAACCGGAACAGGUGGAGCUUUAUCUCAGAUAUGACCACAGCAAUGGUGCCCUUUAUUGGCGUUGUUCAUAAUGGCACAUGGUUUUUGAAGGGACUUGGAUCAAACCGCAAUGUCAUGUGCGAAUCCUAUUCACAGGAAACUGAUACCUGGACCCCAGUGAGUAAUGGAAUGGUCAACGGUUGGCGUAAUCCUAGUAUCUCCGUGAAUGGACAACUCUAUGCACUUGAUUGCCAAGAUGGGUGCAAGCUCAAAGUAUAUGACAGAGCAACUGAUUCUUGGAAGAAGUUCAUCGAUAGCAGGCUCCAUCUUGGUAGUUCUCGAGCCCUUGACGCCGCUGCUCUUGUUCCCCUCAAUGGAAAGCUUUGCAUUAUACGCAACAAUAUGAGCAUCAGUCUUGUUGAUGUUUCGAGUCCAAGCAGACGCGUGGAAAACAACCCUCACCUUUGGGAAAAUAUUGCUGGGAAAGGUCAUGUCAGGUCUUUAGUUAGAAAUUUAUGGUCGACUAUAGCAGGGCGUGGUAAUUUGAAGACUCACAUUGUUCAUUGUCAAGUUCUUCAAGCCUGA